Apiotrichum porosum is the source of this 5100-nucleotide messenger RNA. It is a transcript of the gene VPS8, whose product is annotated as Vacuolar protein sorting-associated protein 8. The transcript is spliced from 3 exons. Gene Ontology annotation, molecular function: protein binding. Lineage: Eukaryota; Fungi; Basidiomycota; Tremellomycetes; Trichosporonales; Trichosporonaceae. Gene Ontology annotation, biological process: endosomal vesicle fusion; protein targeting to vacuole. Bases 1 to 5100 code for a protein of 1699 amino acids. The record is from RefSeq and is a predicted model, not a curated record. Gene Ontology annotation, cellular component: late endosome; HOPS complex.
AUGGCAUCCACACCACCCAUCACCCCAUCCACAGCAGCUGCCUCUCAUCCCUCGUCAUCGGGCGACGGCAUCGCUACAAGUCGGCCAACUUCGACGUCCAGUGGGACCGGCGCCGUCCCGAUGGUCCGGGCGUCUUCAUUCACAAACAGCCCAGACGAAGACCCAGAGGUUCAAGAAGAAAUGGUCAACGACUCUUCGUCCAACGUUUGGGGAGACUCCAACGUUCAGCAGGACGACGGCAAGACCACGCACGAGCCGCCCGUGCGACCGCCGCCGCUCUGGAGGGAGAUGAGCGACCAGGUAUUCGUAGACGGCGAGGACCCAGAAGAAGGACCUAGCGACUAUUGGCGUAGACCCUCACCGACACUCUCACCCGACCAUACCGUCCCCGUCGACAGCCCCUGGCUACGUGGCGGCGACAUUGCGGAGGAAGAAGACUCUCAGGACGAGGCCGACGCGGCCGAGCACGCCGACGCCGACGCCGCCGAAUACUCGAAACGUCUCGAACAGGUGCUCGCUCUCGGAGACACGCCCGUAUCGUCGCCUACAACGCGAAGAGUCAAUGGCGCCCACCGGCAUGAUGACGACACCGACGAGGAAGGCUGGGGCGAGUACCAGUCGCCCAACGGCGCAGGGUACGACGCGGCAGUGCGCGAUGUGCUUCGCGACGGCAGCGAAAGCGGAGUCGUGCACGACGAAAAGGGAGAGGAAGAGUUCGGUGUGUUGCACCAGGCUGCACAGGACAGCUUUUCAGAUCGCACACCGUCUGUUGUGUCCUUCUCCGGCCUCGAACGUUCAGUGCGCGCCAGUCCAAGUGGCCCAUCACGCAGUUAUAUCCACCCCUCCGUCUCUCGUCUGCGUUCCCAGCAGCAGCGUGCGCGCAUCAACAGCUCCAACUCUCUCUUGUCAAUCACCUCAACAGCACGACACGCUCGCAUUCCGAGCCAGUUUUCACAAGUCUCAAUCUCGCGCUCAGACUCGUACUCGACUACUUCGGGGGCCGGCCAGUCGCGAGUGGCGCCCGCGAACACGGACGAACUGGGCGAUCGCGGUCCCGCAUUCACGUUCCACCCGCUGCGCCACUUGUCAGCGCACCUCUUCAACCGUACCAAGAAUGGCGUCGAGACGCCCACACGGCCUGCGCCUUCGCGCAAGGCGAGCUCUGUCCUGGGCUUGUCGUUGUCAAGCAGUAGCGGACGUCCCGAGUCACCGGCGCCGACAGAUGGCGGACUGGGGAAGCCUACGGUCAUGGAUGUCCACGGCAUGAUCGCCGUCGGUACAGAAUCGGGCUGGGCCGUUGUCUAUGGUUUCGGACAGGAUGUCCGCUGCGUCCUUGGAAAUGACGCCACUGUGGCCUCUGGUGCAAUCACCGCCAUCACCAUCUGUCCCGAUCAGACCUAUGUCGGCGUGGGCCACGCCAAUGGUAACAUUUACUUGUACGACUUGGAGAGCCCCGCGAAACCCGCCCGCACCCAGCUUGCUCUGCCUCUCAAGCAGGUGCUUUCCGGCCGCAAGGAAGGUCACUUGCAAGGCAGCCGGAUUUUGCACAUUGGCUUUGUGGGCAAGCGUCACACUGCCAUUGUCACUGGCGACGAGCAUGGGCGCGCGUUUUGGUUCAGUCUCGGUCGCGUCAUGGGUGUGGACAGCAACGACGCUGUCCGUAUGUUGGGUUCGUAUCCGGACCGCGACCGCCCUGCCGAUGUGCCUUCCUCGCCUGCCCAAACCCAAGAAGGCCAGGGCUCUGCUCCUAGCUCGAUCCGCUCGCAACCGUCCAAGCGGCCCACGACGCUGUUUGCUGCUCUGCCGCUGCCGCUGGGAACCCAACCACACACGGCCGACGAGUUUCACUUUUCGGCCCUCCUCACGCCCGUCAAGCUGGUGGUCGUGGGCCUCAAGCCGUCAGCCAAGACGUGGUUCCGCAAGAUGCGCGACGCCACGUCUGGGCCAUAUGGCGGGUUUGUGGGUUGCGCGGCAUGGCUCAAGGCUGGCGAGGUCGCUGGUGUCAGUGGACCGGACAAGGUCACGUCCGAUCCCGUGCUUGCGUACGCUUGGGGAACAUCGCUGCGCUUCCUCCGCGUCCGUGUCAACGUCACACCACCCGUCGACAAGAAAUCCGAGGCUGUCAAGACCCCCGAGUUUGUCGAAGGAAGACGGUGGGAGGCUCCGCAUGCGAUCCAGUCGCUCCAUUGGUUUGAUCCAGAGCACAUUCUCCUCGUUACAGCUCACGAAGUGAUUCUCCUCAACGUGCGGUCCAUGACCCCGGUGGAAAACACGCCACUGCAGACCAAGCUCCUCACGUCACAUGACUUUUACUCUGCCCUCAGCUUGCGCAAGACGUUGAUCGACGCUGUUCCUCCCGCCAUUCAGAGCAGCUGCCGGACCUACCGAGGCAAGCUGUUCCUCCUUACCAAGGCAAACGUCCAAGUCGGCACAUUGCAGCACUGGAACGACCGCGUGCUGGCCAAUGUGCACCGUGGCGAUUUCCUGGCGGCCAUCAACUUGGCGUUGGCAUACUACAAGGGUCGUGCGCCUGGAAACACCAUCAACCUCCCCGACGACCCUGAAGGACGCCGCGAUGUUGUUGGCACGCGUGUGCGAGAGCUGAUGCGCGCGUCACUCGACUGGGCCUUUUCAGAAGAACGUAUGCGCGACGAUACGCACUUUUCUGCCGACGGCCGCGGUGUUGACCUCACUUCGCUGUUUGAGGGCCUGGCGACCGCAUGUAUCGACGCAUGUCUCGCCAUGGAUGACAUGGACUUCCUCUUUGACGACACGUACGAGCACUUUGCAAGCGUGGGCAUUCAAGGCAUCUUCCUCACUCGACUCGAGGCCUAUGUCUUUGAGGGCCGCAUCUCCGAAGUGCCCCCCAACGUCGUCCAGGCCCUCAUUGCCAUGCACGACGACAAGGAAGAAUACGCCCAGGCCGAGAGUGUCAUCUGGCACAUCCAGCCCCACUCGCUCGACAUCAACCAGGCAGUCACUCUGUGCGAGAAGCGUGGUCUCUGGGAUGCCCUUAUUCACGUGUACACUCGGGCCAUGGGCGACUUUGUGGCACCCAUCGUCAAGCUCAUCAGCGUCGUCUGUGAUGUCCAAAGGCACCGCCACGACCGUCCCAGUCUCGUCGGCGACGACUUUGCCGACGAGGAGCGUCUGGCGCCAGACGCGUACAAGCUGUACGCGUACAUUGCCAACGUCCUCUCGGGCCUGUGGUACCCCUCUGGCGAAACGAUGCGCGACGCAGACGGUAUCCGGGCGCGUAAUGCCGCGUAUGGCUUUCUCUUUUCCAGCUGCAACCUGUACUGGCCCGAGGGCUCGACCGACCUUGUUGUCACCGAGCAAGACGACGACGGAAUGGGUGAACCUGCGUACCCGUACCUCCGCCUGUUACUGCGCUUUGACACCGAGGCCUUCCUCCACGCCAUGGACAUUGCAUUCGAGGACCCAUACCUCAACGACCCCAGCAGCGCCAUCAACCGCCAGAGCAUCAUCAACCUCAUGCUCGACGUCAUGGAGACGGAUUUCCACAGCUCGGACGUUACAUUUUUGCACAUUUUCGUCGCGCGCAACUUGCCAAAGUACCCACAGUUCAUCUUCCUGCCUCCCUCAACCUCGCACCGCAUCCUCGUCUCGCUUGCGGCGGACCCAGACCAGUCGACGCGCGAGGACCGCCAGCUCGCGGCAGAGUACCUGCUGUCGGCGUAUACGCCGCAUGAUGCCGACGAGAUGCUGGCGCGGUUUGAGCAGGCUGGGUUUUUUCGUAUCCUGCGCGCGGCGUACCGCCGCGACCGCAAGUGGGCGCCGCUCAUUGACACGUUGCUCAAGGAUCCCGAGGCGGAUGACUCGGUGUUUGCCAACCUCGACGAGAUUAUCAUCUCGAGCAGGCCUGGAGGCACUGGGUUUGUGACCACUGAAGUGACGCGCGCCGUCGAGGACGCUCUCCCGCACCUCUUUGACGUGUCUGUGCGCCAGACGGCGCGCUUCAUCGACCGGUCUGUCCCCGGCCUCCACGAUGCGGCUAUUGACGCUCUCGAGGGCUCCGAGCACAAGCAGGCCGCAUACCUCCGCUGCCUACUGGAUCCGUCUGCCGAGGAGGGCGAAGGCGAGUCGGACAUUUAUGCCGCCGAGCAGCAGCUGCCCGUGUCGACGCACGUCCACCAGGCCGCAAAGCAAAAAUAUGUGCGUCUGCUCGCUCGCCACGACCCGACUGCUGUGGUUCCGUUCCUGGACGCGCGCGGCCGCGACUUCUUCAACCUCAAGACGCUUGCCGAGCAGCUCGAGGAGGCGGGUCUCCCCGAGGGCCAGCUGUGGGCGCUGGACCGUGCCGGUAAGCGCAAGGACGCGUUCGAGACGGUCGACGCUGUGCUUGCUGCGCGCGGCGCGGACCUCGCCGAGGGCCUACAGCGCAGUUCCCAGGGCGACGUGCACAUGGCGCUCGCGACGCUCGACUCGGUCGCGCACAUGGCUGUCCGGCUGUGCAAGGAGCACACGAAGAAUGACGACGUCGACGUCGAGGACCUUUGGUUUGGCGUGCUGCACAGUAUCACCGAGCUCGUGCACUCCAUCUCGGCGUUCAAGCCCACCGCCACAGCAGCCGGCGACGACCACGACGACGCGUCGCUCAACGCACAUACCCUCGACGCGCUGCGCGGGUUCGUGCAGGACACGCUUCAGGCCCUGCUGUCCACGUCCUCGCCCCGGCUCUCAUUUGCGCGCCUGUUCAAGCGCCUCGUCGAGGCUGCGCCUGCCGGCUCGUCGUCGUCGCCCAAGAAGCAAAAAGGCAAGAAACACCACCGUCGGCAGUCGUCGGCUACGGGCGGCGCGCGCGCGUACUCCGAGUUCCGCGCCAUCUUGACGGGCAUGCUCGACUCGUUCCGCGCCGACAGCGAGGCGCUCGCCCUCAGCAUCCGUCUCGUCGAGGGCGACGGGUUCGAGCUGCUCGAGGAUAAAGUGGCCAUUAGCAACAAGGGCUGGCGACCCCACAACAGCGUCUGUGUCGCGUGCCACAGGGGUCUGUGGGUAGGCGGGAAGGGAGGUGUUGGUGCCGAGGGGGUGGUGGUGCGUGCGGACGGCGCGGCGGUGCAUGCCGCGUGCAAGGAGUAG